AAAGCUGGGAGUCGAUUCCAUGAAAUGAAUCGAUUCGCCAAUUCCAAGUUUUGGGAAUAGAGAAUCGAUUCUAAAGCUUUAGAGUCGAUUCCACACUGUUAUUUUUAAAUUCGGAAUUUUUUUUUUAAAUAUUCAUUAUUAAUUAUGUAUUAUUAUUUAUUUGUUUCUAUUAUUAUUAUUAUUAUUAUUAUUUUUAGUAGUAGUAGUAGUAGUAGUAGUAUUUUAUGUUUUAUUAUAAAUCUAUUUUUUUUAUUAUUAUUUUGCUAAUAAAAACAAUGAGAAAGUAGCCUGUGUGAGAAAUCAAAUGUAUUUGAUGGGAGAAAGUAUGGCAAAUGCCUGCUUCCAUGCCACUAGUAUUUCAUUUGGAAGAAAAGCAAAGUAGAAUAAACUAAAAUGUACAAUUUGCAACAUACAUUUUGUUGCUAAAUUUCAUUUUGUUGACAUCAUCGCCAGUGCAAAAGUACUUUAGGAUCUGAGGAAGUGGAGAAAGAAAGAAAGAAAGAAAAAACAGUUAGAUGUUUAACUUCUGUUAGCCAUAACGGAAAUUGCCAAAUUUGAAUGUCCUAAAUAAUGUUUAUAUAAAUGAAAAUAGUGACACUAGAUUCAUAAUCAACCUUCUGAAGAUCUGGACAUUACAUAGCUGUGACGUUUGUGCCGAUUCAUUCAGCACUGGACCUAAAGUUUAUUGAGUUCAUGGUCAGCCUGGGAAAGUAAAAAAAAAAAAGUUGUCUGGAACCGACCCUUUGAAUCGACUCUUUGUUUCCCGACGCUUUAGAAUAGGAAGCGGAGUCGACUCAAAAAUUGUCUGGAUUCGAACAGGAAGCAGCAUAACUGUAGAUACUAUUGGCUGGAGCUGCGGGUCUGAAGCUAGAUACUGUUAGUGUGGAGAGGCGCUGAUAGGAUGCGUCUGCGCAUGCGUAAUUAGGCUUCUGCAUAAACCAUGCUUAUCUUCUCUUAAGUGUUAGAAGGUGCUAAAACGAAGAAACCGGAAACAGAGUUGAGAUGGAAUCAAAAGUGGAUGUUCUGAAGAAGACCUAUUUAUCUAAAUUAAGCCAAAAAUAUUCAGAAAAACCAUGGAGUGAGACCAUUCAGCUGGUGCACAGAUGCAUGGGAAAAUCUAGGACAGACAGCAGACACUAUGAGCCAAUCAUGAGAUGUCUGCAGAAACUCCAGGAAGCUCAGAAUGUGACCUCUCUGAAUGCUAUGGUGACCAGACUGGAGAUGAUUGCCAAACAGAGGGGACUGGGCUCGCACUUGAGUCCCACAGAGACUGCGUGCUAUCUGACAGCUGAUCUGUUCUAUGUGGAGGUGCUGCUGCUGCCUGGGGGAGAGGUUGAGGAUGUGAAAGUCGCUCAGCAUGGAGACGCUCCUGAGUCAAAUGCAUCACUUUGUCAGUUGUUAAGGAUGAAGAAAUUUAAGGAAUUCUCACUCAGGAUGGGCGAUCUUGCGUCUCUCUACAACGUACCAGGCGACGGUGAUACCAGGCUAAAGGUGCUCAAAUCCCUUCAGCAUCUGCAGAAAGACCUACUGAAAAUCUCCAAUUUACCAAGACAUUUGAUAGCGAGUGACGCUCAUGUUGAUCUGGUUCUGAAUGGCAGAAUCGGGAGUAUUACACCUAGCAAAGAAGGAAACCCAAUGAGCAUUGAGUACUACAUCAGCCCCUCAGAUGCUCUGAUGGAGAGGUUACAUCCAGGAGAGGGCAACCGUAGCCAGACUGCUGUGAUGGUGGUGGGUGCCAGUGCCACUACACACAGGUUGCAGAUGGAGUCUCUGAUUCCCACACCACCUCAAGUGGACUCCACAGGGCUCCCUGCUUUCAUCCCUCUGUCCGAAACCUGCUCCGAGUUACUGCCAGCCUUCUUCCUUCUCAAAAUGAAGCCACCAGUGCCCAUGCUCAGCUCCUUCAUCCACAAGAUGAGCCAAAUAACAGGUAACGAUCUAUCUCCGAAAGCAUCUCUAUCAGCACUUCAGGAUGAAAUAGUGUUUGGAAUAAAAUCUUGCUUUGGCACUCGUUAUCAUGUCCUUGAGGGUGUCCUUGAAGAUGCUAACGGUGUUACUGAUGAAUUUUCCGUAGACCUUCCCCCAGAUGCUGACCUGCAGGGGGAGCCACUUUUCCAGUUGCUCCAGUUGACUGCUCUAGAGGACAAGAGGUCGAGUGAUGGAAAGGAUGCUCUCUUUCUUGUGUCUCUGCCAGAUGCCGAGUUUCACAGCUAUUUGUUCACUACUGCUGAAAGUAAGUGUGACUUCUGGAAAGGAUCCCUAAUUCACACGGUUCCUUUCACGCAUCCUGCCCACGUGCCUGCCUUAUUGGACCUCCUCCGGUAUCAGUCUGCCGUCAACACCCUGCUGGCGAGCUGCAUCACCAGCCUUAAGCACCAACCAGAGUUAGUGUGUGACCUUAGCGGUGAAAUCGUACCCGAGUCUGACUGUAGCUUUUCUGUGACCUUCAGCAUCCCGGACAGCGAGACACUGGCAGUUUUGCUUGUUUCUGUGGUGGAUUGUCAUCAGCUGCGCUGCAGGCUCCUAAUGCCUGGUACAGUGGAUCAGUCUCUAGAUGAUUAUAUCUCCAGAGUCCUCACACGGUGCAUGUCUAUCCCCAUCACUUUGAGAGCUAUACGGAAGAGGUUAUCCAGCUUGAGGCCUCCAGCACUGCCACUUGAACCUGAGUCUGCUAGGAAGGCUGCGAGUUCAUCCUCUACACCUGCACAUUGUGCUGUAGAAAACACUCCAGCCAUUCUCCCUUCUGCCAUGCUCUCCCCUGAGACCAUGGAGGAGGACGAGCUUCCCUCUAACCCUGGCCACUAUGUCAUGUCUGUAGCUGCUGCUCCGGCAGUUGAUGUUGCUAAUACAGAUGCGAUUGCUAACCGUUCCAACUGUGCCUCUGUGAGUGUUUAUUCACACUGGGUGGCCAGCAGCUUUCCAGCUGAGCUGGUUUAGAAUAGUGGAAA
Ictalurus furcatus (blue catfish) is the source of this 2948-nucleotide messenger RNA. RefSeq lists its product as uncharacterized. Gene Ontology annotation, biological process: regulation of transcription by RNA polymerase II; cellular response to thyroid hormone stimulus. Gene Ontology annotation, molecular function: nuclear thyroid hormone receptor binding; transcription coregulator activity; nuclear vitamin D receptor binding. NCBI's taxonomy places the organism in Eukaryota, Metazoa, Chordata, Actinopteri, Siluriformes, Ictaluridae. Bases 1003 to 2937 code for a protein of 644 amino acids. The record is from RefSeq and is a predicted model, not a curated record. Gene Ontology annotation, cellular component: mediator complex. The transcript is spliced from 18 exons.